Messenger RNA from Serinus canaria (Common canary), 1506 nucleotides. RefSeq names its product CD96 molecule (gene CD96). Lineage: Eukaryota; Metazoa; Chordata; Aves; Passeriformes; Fringillidae. The record is from RefSeq and is a predicted model, not a curated record. Gene Ontology annotation, biological process: inflammatory response; cell-matrix adhesion.
AUGAAAGCAAGGUGGCUUUUCUCUCUCUUUUGUUUGCUCUCAGUGCCCAGUGUCACAGGCCAGACUGCAGUUGUCAUUACCCAGACAGAAGUGGUCCAUGCUCUACCAGCUACUGACAUCUCCCUGGUGCGCAUGUUCCCAAAACUGCACAGCACACACAUCAUACAGACACAGUGGUCCAAGACUGACGGCAGCUCCUCUGCCAAAAUAGCUAUAUAUCACCCCACCUACGGCACCCAUUACUUCAAGUUUUCUGAGGAUCCUUACAACUUUUCAGUGUCCUUCAGCACAAGGGUGUGCUGCACUGGGGAUGACACAGGGUCCUUGUCUUCCACCAAUCCAAAUGCUGCGUCUGAAUGCAAUUGGUGGGUGCUGCAUCUGGAAAAUGUUACCGUGUCCCUUACUGGGCAGUACGAAUGCACUUUUGCUACUUACCCAUAUGCGACAAAGGCCGCAAAAAUUCAACAUACUGUCAAGGCAGAAGAGGAGAGGCAAUACCUGAAAAAAGUGUGGUUAAAGCAGACUUUAGAAAUUCUGUGCCUUGAGGAUGAGACUUCAGAAAAUUUGUCCACUUAUCCUUUGAAAUGGCUAGUGGAUGAAAAUGGGAGGAAAGAGGAACUUAUCCAAAGCCCUGCUUACCCUGAGAUUUUCACUACCCUGGAGGAGGGCUCAGCCAGGAGUGCAUCUAAACCUAAUGUGAGCUGUAUCGUGAGGAAGGCAUUUCCCAAGCAAAGCCUCCUAUGGUACAUGGACAGAGUGAGCCUGGAGGUAAAGCAACCUGGUAUUUUCUUUUUUUUUUUCUCUCCCCAAGAAAUUUCUGUGGUACAAGAAGACUUGCAAGACAGCGAAGGUUUCUAUGAGCUGAAAUCAACACUGAUGCUGCAAGGGACCCAUACGAUACAUAAGACAUUCUCAUGUGUGUGUCUCUUUCCCUUCAUGGGAAAUGAAACAAAGAAUAUUAAUAUUUCAUCACAAGAAAUAUUUGUUUCCUUUGACAAUAAUGAAGCCUCAGCUGAAGUUUUUACCAUCACGGUUUCAGAUGAGCACCAGUAGACAUCUGUGGCCUCUCUGGAUUUCACAAGUCCAGUAAAUUUGACUCCUGCUUCCACAAUACAAGCAGGAGCGCUAACUUCUACCACAGAGGCAAAAGGCUAUACCAGUGCCACAGCAUGCAGCGAGACUUUGACAACAGCAUGUAACCUGUCCUACAGCAUCACAGACCAGACAAUUUCAUUUACCAGAGGAAAAGAUUUCUUUCCUACCAGCAACUGGCUGAGCAGUACUGGUGACAGAAGAAACACCAAAGCCAGUCACUUCCCCUGGCCAACAGUGUCAGGAAGUGUCCUGCUCCUCCUCUGCAGCACUCUGGUAGCUUUAGGCAUCAGGAAAUGGUGUCAGUACCAGAAAAAGAUUAUGAACAGACCUCCAUCUUUUAAGCCACCGCCACAUCCAAUAAAUAGAGGGUAUGGGACUCCCCCAUUCUGCCAUAAACUAGAAAACCUGUAA